GUUUCCCCGGUGGCAGUGUGAAAUUACUGUGAAGUGCUCAGGAUGAUGCUCUUCGUGGCGCUAGGAUUAUGCGCCCUCGCACACGCCGCGUACGGCCAGGGCUCUGGAUGCCCGGAACAACACGGUGUGCAGACUUACCCUCACCCGGAAGCAUGUGACCACUAUUACCUAUGCGUUAACGGCACUCUGUCCCUUGAACAAUGUGGCAACGGUCUCCUUUAUGACGGAAAGGGCGCCGUCCAUGAACACUGCAACUACCACUGGGCGGUCGACUGCGGACACAGGAAAGCUGACUUGGUCCCAGUCAGCUCUGACGGAUGCGAGUUUCAGUUCGGAAUUUACCCAGCCAGCUCAUCUUGCAGCACAAAUUAUGUGAAAUGCGCUCACGGAGUCCCUCAUUUGGAACCUUGCGACGUUGGAUUAGCCUAUGACGAGAGGAUCCACGGGUGUAAUUGGCCAGACCAACUACUGGAGAAGUGCAAUCCUGAAGGAGUGAUCGGCUUCAAGUGCCCGACCGAAGUGGACCCUCACUCAACCCAGGCCAAAUUCUGGCCUUACCCAAGAUUCCCCGUGCCCGGCGCUCCUGACCGCCUUAUCACCUGCGUUGACGGACACCCAAGGAUCAACACAUGCGGAGAUGGAAAACUUUUUGACGAAAGCUCCUUGACCUGCUUAGAUGACGAAGAGUUGCACGAAUCGAAAUACAACAACUUGCAGUGAAAAAAAACACAGCCUACUCCCUCGUUACAGAAGAAGUAGCUAUGAAUAAUACGAACUUAAAAUCCACAAAGUAUUCUUUUUCAAAGCACAGAGAUAUGUUUACAGCGACCGACGGGGAGCACUUACAGGAUCAUCAUCCAUGGUAUACCUUUGGAAAGCCUUUUUGGGGGUAUCAUUGCGUAAUUGUUUGUAAAAACGAGUGUAUAGUUUCUAGAAUAGUUAAAUUUUUGUGCCUUUAAAUAUUCCAUCAUAGACUGUACAAUGUAUUUCAAAUCAAAAUAAUUCCAAUGGAAAAAGUCUGGAUACAUUAUUAAAAAGUUCAACCUUACAGUAUCAAUUUGUGGAUAUCUGAGAUACUUUUGUUUUAGAAAGUAUUGAAGUCUUCACAUGACGUGUUCAAGUAAUUAAGGUUCUUUACAAGACAGCAAAAUUUCAAAUUGUUUAAUCUUAACAACUGUUUUCAAAUCAUUCAAAAUUCACAAAAACGCUCAAAUUAAUGUCGAAAAUAAAUACAUUGUUUUUCGUA
This is a messenger RNA of Bemisia tabaci, 1246 nucleotides long. It is a transcript of the gene Peritrophin-A, whose product is annotated as Peritrophin A. NCBI's taxonomy places the organism in Eukaryota, Metazoa, Arthropoda, Insecta, Hemiptera, Aleyrodidae. Gene Ontology annotation, molecular function: chitin binding. The record is from RefSeq and is a predicted model, not a curated record. Gene Ontology annotation, cellular component: extracellular region.